AUGGGCGACAUAUAUAGGUUCGAGGAUGGCAGCGGAGAUGCGCGUGGUCCAUUGUUAUUGGGCAGAAGCAGCUACUGUGGAUUCGGCAGAGUUCAAGGUCAAGGGCUAGACCAGAACGAAACUGAAGGCGGCGUUGGUAGACAUCGUGACGUGGGUAGACGCCACAGUGUGACCACAAUGGUAACGGCCACAACCAUGGCGGCAUCUUCAACCAUGAUAUUGAGCUCGAGGUCAAGUCGUUUCGGGUUAGCCGAAAUGAACAGAAAUGUGGUUCAGUCAUCGAUGGAUAUUGGUGAACAGCGACAACAACAAUAUCAUCGACAACAGACUGGCAUAUCCAUGAGCUUCAAACGAUUCGAACUGGAACCAGAGACGAUCUUUGUGCUGGGCAUGCGUCUGAGUGUGACGAAAAAUGAUAUUCUCAUGUUCUUUAGUUCCGUGGGAAUGAUCGCUGUCGACCAUGCGAGUAAACCAAGGAUUUUUGUGUACAAAAAUAAGCAAAAUGGACGAUCAAAGGGUGAGGCGACCAUUACAUAUAUAAGUCCGUUCAUGGCGGAAAUGGCCAUUAGAUGCCUGAAUGGCAGCAAAUUUAAGGACGAAACUAUAACGGUUUUACCGGCAUAUCUAUCAACGCGCAAGGGUCGUGGCAUCCGCUAUAGAUAUCCUCGAGUGUUCGCUCCAUCGAACAAUCGGGAACACCAACAGGAUCGGCAGCAGCAGAAUCGUCAACGUCGACCCCGUAAAUGGAGACCGGCUCGUGACGAUAGGUAUUGCAUGUCCUGCCGCAACAGCAAUUUUGUUUGGCGCUCCAAUUGCAAUCGUUGCAAGGCCAGCAAAUCUGAGUAUGCAGCCGAACCCCUUUUCAGUGGUUCACCAUCUUUCAUGAUGGCUCGCCGUUGGCGCAUUCAUAAGACCGACUGGGAAUGCUGCUACUGUUUCAAUAAGAAUUUCUGGUAUCGUCAGAGAUGUAAUCGCUGUCAUGCUCCCAAGGCUGUUGAUACGCCAAAACCAGUCACCCUACCCCGAUCGGACAAAUGGGAAUUGAAGCUUGGCAGUGAUUUGGGAGGGUCCAAUACACUGAGUACUAAUGUGGCCGACAUGGCUAAGUUUGACGGAUAG
Messenger RNA from Drosophila willistoni, 1119 nucleotides. Its product is annotated as transcription initiation factor TFIID subunit 15-like. The transcript has 3 exons. Lineage: Eukaryota; Metazoa; Arthropoda; Insecta; Diptera; Drosophilidae. Gene Ontology annotation, biological process: regulation of DNA-templated transcription. Gene Ontology annotation, cellular component: nucleus. Gene Ontology annotation, molecular function: transcription coregulator activity; RNA binding. The record is from RefSeq and is a predicted model, not a curated record. The coding region runs from base 1 to 1119 and encodes 372 amino acids.